Molecule: messenger RNA, 684 nt
Organism: Penicillium alfredii
Lineage: Eukaryota; Fungi; Ascomycota; Eurotiomycetes; Eurotiales; Aspergillaceae
Exons: 1
Coding region: 1-684 (227 amino acids)
Source: RefSeq, a predicted model, not a curated record
AUGGAACACGCCGAGGCUAUAAACACAAAGGAGCUAGAGCACAAAGUGGAAUUGGCCAAGGUCAAGAACGAGCUCACAGAGGCAUACAGUCAGAUUUCCAGACUCCAGCCCAUUGCAAAAAGUGGGAAACCCACGAAAAAAAAAAAAAGACUGGAACAGGAAGCAGAAAAGAAGCGCCAGGAAGAAGAAGCUGAAAAGCAAAACCUGGCCGAUGCGGCCCGUCGGAUUGUGGAAAAGCGGGAAAGUAAAAUGGCAACAUAUAAAUCCCAACUGAACGCCUUGCAAGAAAAAGACACGCAAGCUAAAGAAUAUUUCACAAAGAUCCAGGAAGAAUUGGAAGAGGCACAGGCCAGAAUUACCACCCUGGAUCAAGCCGCGAGUCAACACUCCGGAACCAUCUCCGAGUUAAAGAAAAAGAAGGCAGAGUUCGAAAGAAAGUACGUAGGCAUUUCUAAACAGAAGGAGAGCGCUGCCCAGGCAUUUGAGAAGACCAACCAGACAGUUUCAGACCUAAACUGUGAGGUGCAGGAUCUCAAAGACCAACUUUGCGAGAAUGAGAGCCGCAACAAUGCUCUGGAAAGCAGGAGCGAUAUCUUCGCCGGUAUCCCCGACGAUAUCAACUUCUCUGGCAUUGUGAGGUUGUCACCAGAACUGGAAAAGUCCGUCGAGCAUUGCAAGCAAUAG